Bactrocera oleae (olive fruit fly) is the source of this 1422-nucleotide messenger RNA. It is a transcript of the gene Rab19, whose product is annotated as RAS oncogene family member Rab19. Gene Ontology annotation, biological process: vesicle-mediated transport. The record is from RefSeq and is a predicted model, not a curated record. Lineage: Eukaryota; Metazoa; Arthropoda; Insecta; Diptera; Tephritidae. Gene Ontology annotation, molecular function: GTP binding; GTPase activity. Gene Ontology annotation, cellular component: Golgi apparatus.
UCGAUUUUAUUCUAUCAUCCGUGUUCGUCACAGUAUGCUUACACCAUAGGAUAUUUUUCUUCAACUUCAACUUAAUACAGAGAAAAAUUAUACCGUUUGGCACACAGCCUAAUAUUAAAAACAAGUUUAACAUGCACAUUUGCUAAUUGGCAACGCCAUUGCUAAUUCCUGUCAGCUGAUAUUCUAUGAAUUGUUUUGGUUUUAGGUAUCAAAUACAAGUUUUGUUUUCUAGAGUUUAUUUUAAAUUUUGAAUGUAGCAUCAAAUAAAAUAAAAUUAAAGCUUUAAAUUCUAAUAUGAAUUCGCGAAAUCCCCAGACGCUUAUGGCACUGCCAAAUGAAGAAAAUUUUGAUUUUCUAUUUAAAGUGGUAUUGAUUGGAGAUUGUGGAACUGGGAAAACUUGUAUUGUUGAUCGUUUUAAAACUGGAAAUUUUAUAGAAAGACAUGGUAAUACUAUAGGUGUCGACUUUUCUAUGAAAACGGUUAAUAUCGAAGAGAAACAAGUAAAACUUCAAAUAUGGGAUACUGCUGGACAAGAACGAUUUCGUACAAUCACGCAAAGCUACUAUCGUUCUGCAAAUGGUGUUAUAAUAGUUUAUGACAUAACAAAGAGGUCUUCUUUUUCAAAUCUUCAAAAGUGGAUUGAAGAGGUACGGCGUUACACAGCAUCCAACGUGUUACUUAUUUUAAUUGGAAAUAAGAGUGAUCUUGACGAAGAGCGAGAAGUGGAUUUUGAAGAAGCGAAGCAAAUGUGCCAAUAUAUACCCGAAAUUCUUUUUGUAAUGGAAACAUCAGCGAAACAAAAUACAAAUGUUGAAGAUGCAUUUGUUUGUUUGGCAACGGAAUUAAAGCGACGUCAUGAUAUCAACACGGUGGAAGAAGACAAAGAAGAUGCCAUACGACUGGGUCAAAGCAAACCGCUUAGUAAUUGCAGUAGUUCCUGCAAUUUAUCAUAAGGAUCUCGACACAUGAUUUUAAUUUUGGACAAUAUUUUUUUUUUACUUUUUUAAGUUUGUUAAUAUAAACCAUUUAAAUUUAACUAUUACUUAAUUACACGCUCGAUAAUAGUAUAAGUAUAUAAAUAGGUAUGUAUAUACAUAUGUGAAAUGUGUAGUAAGUAAAGCGCUGAAGCUUUUAAAUUAUCUAAAAUCAAGUACAAAAUUGAUAUUGAAAUAAAAUAAAUCAGACAAGCAUUAUUUGUGUAUUAGAAAUAUUUUAACACAUUUAUUAUUCUAUUAUAAGGCCAAUUAUUUUUGUCCUUCCGAUGUGCAAUGAACGCUUAUUUCUGGAAUUGACAAUGACAGAAGUUAAAUUCAUACUUGCAGUUUAAAAUGUAUCUUCUUUUUAAUAUAAUGCACUAUGUUAAAUAUGAAAUUAUAUAAUAGUGUUAAGUUGUCAGAAUAUAAGCACAAGCAAUAUCCAAA